Molecule: messenger RNA, 2857 nt
Organism: Bombyx mori (domestic silkworm)
Lineage: Eukaryota; Metazoa; Arthropoda; Insecta; Lepidoptera; Bombycidae
Product: paramyosin
Exons: 22
Coding region: 135-2771 (878 amino acids)
Biological process (GO): regulation of cilium assembly
Cellular component (GO): centrosome
Source: RefSeq, a predicted model, not a curated record
UUUACAAUGUUACGAAAAGUCUUUAGGAAGGACGUAUGAUAUACUUUGCUUGUUAUACGUAUUUGUCAUGUCAUAUUUUCAUAUAAUCACGAUUAUAUUUAUUUGAAUAAUUUAAUUUUGUGUUGUUUUAUAUAAUGAAGCCGAUCAGAUCCAAACACCGCCUUGGACUACGACAGGAAACAUCCCCAAAGAGCAACGCAGUCGACCAAUCUAGCAGUUCCCCUGAAAUCCCAACCGAACGUCUGCAAGCACUCGAACUGAAGAGUCCCCGAGACUCACAUUCCGCAUCGGAGUCCAAUAUCCCCACAAAAGAGCACGCUUUGAAAAUUGAACAAUUUCCGAACUGGAAUAAGAGUCAAAUUCCCGUAGCAAUACAUAAGACCGGUACAGACACUUCAGGAGACAUGCAAGCGAAUACCUUAAGAGACCUGAAGAGAUGCAAACCAUGUAAGGAUCACGAUGUCGAAGGACUGCAAGAUUGGAAGCCAGAAGUUAUCGGAAAAAACGCGGUUCGAACGAAUAUUACAAAGAAAUUGAGAGCACGUUCUCCAUUAGAUCAGGAUUUAGAAGAUUCAUUGCCUCGACAAAUCAGGGAAAUACAUAAUGAGACUAGAAAAAGUUCUCGGAUAAUUAGAGACUCAAGGGCGAGACUGCUCGAGAUUCAGAAGAAAACAACAAUAACAGAGACAGACGUAAAAGAGCUUGGUGAUCGAAAUGAGUUGCUUCUCCGAGAGAUGGAGAGAUUUGAUCGCCUGACGAGGAGCCUGCAGAAAAUAGUAGGCGCUGAAGUAGCACAACAGCGUCGACCUAGAGACGAAAACCACGAGAAAGUGGAGGGCAUGCCCAGGAGUGUAGUUGGUGAAUCUGCUGUCUUCCACGAAAUGAAGAUGGCUCAUCCCACUGUUCUACUCGCCGGUAGAAAUAAUGAUACACCAAAAUUUGUAGUCUGCGAUCCACCGAUGAGAUGUAAAUCUGAGAUCGAUUUGACGAGGAAGCUUAGCGAGAGCUACGACAUGCAGGAGAGGCUCGUCGCUGACAACGCUGACCUGGAGGUGAAGAGGUAUAUUUUGUACAAAGAAUUGAUGACCAAAGAUCAGAAUUUGGAGACAUGUCGCGCUCAAAUAAAAAGGUUGCAAGGGGAGUUGAAGUUAUUGAGUAAAGAAAACUGUGCGCUACUUGAGAAAAUUCAUAAGAAUAAUCCAAAGGGUGACGCCGGCGUUGUAGUCCAGGACAACAGAUGCGAAAAUCAUGAAAAUAUAGAAAUUUGCGAACAGGAUAAUCGAGUAUUUGAUGUAACACAAGCUCAGGAACUAAUUAAUAAACUAGAAGACUACAAAUGUUCGUCUGUUGAUCUCGAGAAGCAGCUUCUGGAGUUAGAGACCGAGGUGCGGCACAUCCAGGUCGAAAUGGAGUCCGUGAAGUGUGCCGCCGGAGCGUGUCGCGGCGGGGGCGGACAGAAUACUUGCUUUGAACAACCCGCCGGAGGUCCUCCUGUUCCGCCGAUGUCGAGAGCGUGCGGCGUGUGUCCGCCGUGUCCCGCCACGUGCAACCCGAACGCGCCGCCGACCCCAGCCGAGAAAGAAGCACAAAAGCUUGGGAUACAGCUCCGGCAGACUGAAGAGAAUUUCAAGACUAAAGUCACCGAAUGUGCGAUGCUACGAGCGGAACUAGUUAAGAAGAAAGAGGAGUUAGAGAAAGAGCGAUGCCAGCACCGCGAGACCCAGAACAAGCUGAGGGAGUUGGAGAUGAAAUUCGAAGGUCUUGCAACGCACACCAAUAUGUUGAUGGGGUCCAAAGAGCAAGCGUUCGAACAGGAGGUGAACGUCAGGGCACUGAAGCAGUGCUACCGGGAAGCAAGGGAGGAGAUAGACGAAUUGAGGACCCUGAUGAAAGAGCAGAAUGAUCAGCUCCAGGAUUAUAGAGUCAAGUAUCUGCAAGCUCAGCAGCUGGUGGAAGAGCAGCGCCGACAGAUGGACAUGAUGGAUAUGGACAACACCAGAAUAAGCGAACAGAUCAACUUGGAAAUUCAAAGGGUUAAGCUGAAGUUCCAAGAGAAACUCCAAGAGUUGGCUCCGAUCCCCGAUCUGUUGAAAGCGACUCAGAUGAGGCUGAAGGACGCUCAGCAAGCGCAGGCCAUCGCUGAGCACAACGCAGAGCAGCUCGCUAGGGAGCUCAACUGCGCACGGGAGAAGGUUCACGUGUUGCUACAUAAUAGCCUGAAGCCCCCGGAAAAACCUCCGGAACGCGGUGGGGACGAGAAACAAAUGGCACUUCUUAACCAGAGAAUAUCACAACUCGCGGAGAAUAACAUCAGCUUAAAGAGUGAAAUAGAAAGACUCAAAGCCAGCGUGAUCAGAACUGAAGAAUCUGCAUUAGCUAAUGAGAAGCGGCUUCAAGAGAAGAUGCACGAAUGUGCCCAGCUUGGGGGAGAGUUGGACCGCACCAGGGACGAGGCCUCGCGGGCGCUGCAGAGAGCCCACGAGCAAACGGAAACUGUGCGGAAGUGCCUCCAAACCACGGUAGCAGAGCUGGAACGACAGCUGGCGGCCUCCAGGGCACAAGUCAGCACCGCCGAGAAGGAACGGGAAGAGCUGAAAAACCGAUUGCACUGGCAAAUGAAGCGUCUGACGGAGAACUUCGAGCAGGCCCAGCUCCGGAUCCUCGGUCUGCAGACGCAGGUGCAGUCCCUCAGGAGGACGGCUUCUAGCACCGGAGACGGCGACGGAGAGAAUCAGGAGUGCACCUGUAAAAACUUUUUCGAUAAUCCCUGAAACUUUAACGGUUAAAUGUAUCAACUUUUCGAUUUCAUUAUGUUUUUUCUAAUUUUUACUUGUUAAUAAAUAUAUCCAGUGUUUUA